UGUGUGCGUUACACAUUCACAACACAACAAAGCCGUUUCAACACAAGUGUGUCUCUCUAUGUGUACCUGAAACCUGUCAGUUGUGAACUCCGGAUGAGUGACAUUUGUCUCUUCCUUCUUCACAAAGCUUCUUCUUCUCUCUCUCUCUCAUUAUUCAUUCACACACUCACACAUAAACAUCAUCAUCAUCAUUACUGUGUUGUUCCUCGGAGAAUAGGGAGCUGUUUCUGAAGUGGGAGUGUAUCAAAAGUUUAAGUAGAGUUCAUCACCAUGAUGGAGCCAGAAGGGGAAGCUGGGGGAAAGCCAAUGACAACAUUGGGUGAUCAAGUAUGCAAGAUUUGUGGGGAAAAUAUUGGGAAGACGGUUGAUGGUGAACCAUUCAUUGCAUGUGAUGCUUGUGCUUUUCCUGUUUGUCGGCUUUGCUAUGAGUAUGAAAGGAAAGAUGGGAAGCAAUCUUGCCUUCAGUGUAAAACCCGAUACAAGAAGCAUAAAGGUAGUCCUGCAGUUAUUGGAGAUAGUGAAGAGGAGGUAGGCGGUGAUGAUGUUGCUCUUGAAUUCAAUUAUGAUUUGGAAAACCUAAACCAAAAACAAAAGCAGAAGAUUUCAGAGCGCAUGUUGGGGUGGCAGUUAACACUCGGGCGAUCAGGAGAGCUUGGCACCCUAAAUUACGAUAAGGAAGUUUCUCACAAUCACAUUCCUAGACUGACAAGUGGACAAGAGGUGUCUGGAGAAUUUUCUGCAGGCUCCCCUGAGAGGCUCUCAAUGUCAUCACCCGUAGCUGGUGGGGGGAAGCGUGUCCAUAGUCUUCCAUAUUCGUCUGAUGUUAAUCAAUCUCCAAAUACAAGGAUUGUCGACGCAAAAUUGGGCAAUGUAGCAUGGAGAGAAAGAGUUGACGGCUGGAAGAUGAAGCCAGAAAAGAAUGCUGCUCCGAUGAGCACAGGCCAAGCUGCUUCUGAAAGAGGGGCUGGAGAUAUUGAUGGCAGAUCUGAUGUCCUUGCUGAUGAUUCAUUGUUGAAUGAUGAAGCUCGGCAGCCUCUUUCCAGGAAGGUUUCUAUUCCAUCAUCUAGGAUAAAUCCUUAUCGAUUGGUCAUUGUUCUGCGACUGGUUGUCCUUUGCAUUUUCUUGCAUUAUCGAUUAACAAAUCCGGUCCGCAAUGCAUAUGCAUUAUGGUUGGUAUCAGUUAUAUGCGAGAUUUGGUUUGCCAUAUCCUGGAUAUUGGAUCAAUUCCCUAAGUGGCUUCCUGUCAACCGCGAAACAUAUCUCGACAGACUUGCACUGAGAUAUGAUCGGGAAGGAGAACCAUCUCAACUAGCGGCUGUCGACAUUUUUGUCAGUACCGUUGACCCGUUAAAGGAGCCUCCACUCGUGACUGCCAAUACUGUACUUUCUAUUCUUUCAGUUGACUAUCCAGUGGAUAAGGUUUCCUGCUAUGUUUCUGAUGACGGCGCCGCUAUGUUGACAUUUGAAGCUCUUGCUGAAACAUCAGAGUUUGCAAGAAAAUGGGUUCCAUUCACCAAGAAGUAUAAUAUUGAACCCCGCGCACCCGAGUGGUACUUUGCACAGAAGAUUGAUUACUUGAAGGAUAAGGUUCAGACAUCAUUUGUCAAGGAUCGUAGAGCAAUGAAGAGAGAAUACGAAGAAUUUAAAAUUCGUAUUAAUGGACUUGUUGCGAAGGCAACAAAAGUUCCGGAAGAAGGGUGGGUAAUGCAAGAUGGUACACCGUGGCCUGGAAAUAAUGUCAGAGACCAUCCGGGAAUGAUCCAGGUUUUCUUAGGCCAAAGUGGAGGACUUGACACUGAUGGCAACGAACUUCCACGUUUAGUCUAUGUUUCUCGUGAAAAGCGUCCAGGUUUCCAACAUCACAAGAAAGCUGGUGCCAUGAAUGCACUUGUUCGAGUAUCUGCUGUCCUUACUAAUGGACCUUUCUUAUUGAAUCUUGAUUGUGAUCACUACAUAAACAACAGCAAGGCCUUGAGGGAGGCUAUGUGCUUUAUGAUGGAUCCUAACCUCGGUAAACAUGUUUGCUAUGUCCAGUUUCCACAGAGGUUUGAUGGUAUUGAUAGGAACGAUCGAUAUGCCAAUCGUAAUACUGUUUUCUUUGACAUAAAUCUGAGAGGUUUGGAUGGCAUUCAAGGUCCUGUUUAUGUCGGUACUGGAUGUGUCUUCAAUAGGACGGCUUUAUACGGCGAAGAACCUCCUCUUAAACUGAAACAUAAAAAGCCUGGGUUUCUGUCAUCACUCUGUGGUGGAAGUAGAAAGAAGAGUUCAAAAUCUAGUAAGAAAGGAUCAGACAAGAAAAAUUAUAACAAGCACGUCGAUCCAACUGUGCCGAUCUUCAGUCUGGAGGAUAUUGAAGAAGGAGUAGAAGGUUCUGGAUUUGAUGAUGAGAGAGCACAACGUAUGUCACGAGAGGACCAUGAGAAAAGAUUUGGCCAAUCAACUGUUUUUGUUGACUCUACGCUGAUGGAGAAUGGUGGUGUUCCUCAGAGUGCUACUCCAGAAACUCUUCUGAAGGAGGCUAUUCAUGUUAUCAGCUGUGGUUAUGAGGAUAAAUCAGAAUGGGGAACAGAGAUAGGAUGGAUUUACGGUUCCGUCACAGAAGAUAUUCUUACUGGAUUCAAGAUGCACGCCCGUGGUUGGCGGUCUAUAUACUGCAUGCCUAAGCGGCCAGCAUUUAAAGGUUCUGCACCCAUCAAUCUUUCUGAUCGUCUAAACCAAGUGCUUCGAUGGGCUUUAGGUUCUGUUGAAAUUCUUUUUAGCCGACAUUGUCCCAUCUGGUAUGGUUAUGGUGGAAGACUAAAGUGGCUUGAAAGGUUUGCAUACAUUAACACCACGAUCUAUCCAGUCACUGCCAUUCCCCUUCUCAUGUAUUGUACCUUGCCAGCUGUCUGUCUUCUCACAAACAAGUUCAUCAUCCCUCAGAUUAGCAACUUAGCUAGUAUAUGGUUUAUCUCUCUCUUUCUUUCCAUCUUCGCAACUGGAAUCCUAGAGAUGAGAUGGAGUGGUGUUGGAAUUGAUGAGUGGUGGAGAAACGAACAGUUUUGGGUUAUCGGUGGUGUGUCAGCACAUCUUUUCGCCGUGUUCCAAGGUCUACUAAAAGUACUUGCUGGAAUCGACACAAACUUCACCGUCACCUCCAAAGCAUCAGAUGAAGACGGAGACUCCGCAGAACUUUACAUGAUUAAAUGGACAACACUUCUCAUUCCUCCAACAACGCUUCUUAUAAUAAACUUGGUAGGAGUUGUUGCUGGUAUAUCUUAUGCUAUCAAUAGUGGUUACCAAUCAUGGGGUCCACUCUUUGGUAAACUUUUCUUUGCAUUUUGGGUUAUCGUUCAUCUCUACCCUUUCCUUAAAGGUCUUAUGGGACGCCAGAAUCGAACGCCAACCAUUGUUGUGGUCUGGUCGAUUCUUCUUGCAUCCAUUUUCUCUCUAUUAUGGGUUCGAGUUGAUCCGUUUACUACAAGAGUCACUGGUCCUAAAGCUGAGGAGUGUGGAAUUAACUGCUAG
Molecule: messenger RNA, 3507 nt
Organism: Medicago truncatula (barrel medic)
Lineage: Eukaryota; Viridiplantae; Streptophyta; Magnoliopsida; Fabales; Fabaceae
Product: cellulose synthase A catalytic subunit 3 [UDP-forming]
Exons: 15
Coding region: 271-3507 (1078 amino acids)
Biological process (GO): cellulose biosynthetic process
Cellular component (GO): membrane
Molecular function (GO): cellulose synthase (UDP-forming) activity
Source: RefSeq, a predicted model, not a curated record